Molecule: messenger RNA, 1320 nt
Organism: Zingiber officinale
Lineage: Eukaryota; Viridiplantae; Streptophyta; Magnoliopsida; Zingiberales; Zingiberaceae
Product: protein tas
Exons: 13
Coding region: 46-1119 (357 amino acids)
Source: RefSeq, a predicted model, not a curated record
CGUUUCUUCUGCGCUCUGAAAGGCAAGCAAGACGAGGAUCGAGAAAUGGGCGUUUCCAUGUUCCAGCUUGCACCUGAUCUCACCGUUUCCAGGCUCUGUUUCGGAACGAUGACGUUUGGGGAGCAGAACACUCUGCCACAGUCUUUUUGCCUUCUUGACGCCGCCGUUGAUGCUGGUAUCAACUUUUUCGACUCCGCCGAGAUGUAUCCCGUGCCACAGCGCAAAGAGACUCAGGGCCGGAGCGAGGAGUUCAUCGGGCGCUGGAUGAGGGCGCGCAAUGUACCACGCGAUCGCAUUGUUCUUGCCACCAAGGUAGCAGGGCCUUCUGGUCAAAUGACUUGGAUUCGUGGGGGCCCUAAAUCCUUAGAUGCUAAAAAUAUUUCAGAGGCUAUUGAUAACAGCUUAACUCGGUUGGGCACAGAUUAUAUUGACCUUUACCAAAUACAUUGGCCUGAUCGUUAUGUUCCAAUGUUUGGAGAAACUGAGUAUGAUCCAGGUCAACAGUAUGAGUCUGUAGCUAUCGAGGAACAGCUUGAUGCUCUUGGAAAUGCUGUUACUUCAGGCAAGAUUCGGUACAUUGGGCUUAGUAAUGAAACACCAUAUGGUGUGAUGAAAUUCCUCCAAACUUCUAAUAAUAUGUUCUCCAAUCAAAAAAUAGUUUCUGUGCAGAACUCAUACAACUUACUCUGCCGAAACUUUGAUUGUGGAUUAGCUGAGUGCUGCCACCAUGAGAGUAUAAGCUUGUUAGCAUACAGUCCAAUGGCAAUGGGCAUACUUUCUGGGAAAUAUUUUUCUCCUGAUGGAGGACCUUCAGAUGCAAGAAUGAAUCUUUUUCGAGGAAGAUAUAGUGGAGCUGAAUCCAGAUACAAUCUUUCAAAUGCCAUCUUGAGAGCAGCUGUUGCGGAAUACACGAGUAUUGCCAGGAAAAACGGUGUCUCUCCUGCAUUUCUUGCAAUUGCAUUUGUGCUGAAUCACCCACUUGUUGCGAGUGCUGUCUUUGGAGCAACAAAAUUAUGGCAGCUUAGGGAGGUCCAUAACGCUUCCAAAAUUCGUCUUGCUGCAGAAAUAACCGCAGAAAUCAAUGAAGUUCAUCGAAGAUAUAAGAAUCCUUGUCCUUGAUCAGGAAACAACAAGAACAAACAAACAUCUAAACUGUAAUCCUCCGCGACUAUUUGAGGUCGGCUACAUGAAUUCUGUGCUGUUUUAAGUGAUUUUUUUGGGUGUAUUCUUUCAUCUCCUCCCAUUGCUGAAAUCUUCAACUCUAAUUACUUGAGUCAAUGCUAUAGGGAUGUAACCUAAUUAAAUUUAUUCUUGGAACUC